UGAGGAAGCGCAGGUAGACAGUCUGCAAAACUUUGGCGGUUCCGACCGAGCCUUUUUUUGUUCCAGAAAAGUAAACAAAAACUGAUGCUGCAGACCCUACAGUUAGAAGCUUAAGGAAGGAAGACUGAAACCGGAAAAGCUGGAUGAAGCCUGUAAUUAUUGUCCAGGGAGAGCGUAUUUCAGUCCGUGGUGGUCACACGAGUGUCUUUUGUUUACCCUGUUCAUAUUUGUUAAAAAACUGACAAUAUUUCGUCAAUAUUUACUUAAAUAACCAAAAACAUUAAUGAGCCCUGAUUAGCGCGCGCUCUCUGAGAAAACUUCUGUGGUCGCGUGAGGUGGUGGAUCCAUACUGGGAUGGAUUUGUUUGUGCAGGAAGAGCCAACAACACCGGAAGAGUUGAAAUACACACAGUCAUUAGUUUACUUUAGAUAGAGAAAUGGGCGAUAAUGACGCCGAAGAGCAAGACUCUUUUCCCGUGCAGACGGACGAAGAAGCUGGUAACCGAGACAAUCCGCGCAGAAGAGUUCGGAGGGUCGAGAAGUUUCAUAAGAAUGUUUCUAAAUGGAUGCUUCCCGAGGAAUUACAUGAGACUUAUCUGGAGCGGGCUAACUGCUGUCCGCCGCCGAUCUUCAUCAUCCUCAUCAGUUUAGCAGAGCUGGCCGUGUUUAUCUACUACGCUGUAUGGAAGCCUCAAAAGCAGUGGAUAACUCUAGGAACUGGGAUCUGGGAUAGUCCUCUAACCUAUAGGCCAGAACUACGCAAGGAGGCUUGGCGCUUUGUUUCCUACAUGUUUGUACAUGCCGGGGUGGAGCAUAUCAUUGGAAACCUAUUAAUGCAGCUUCUUUUGGGUAUUCCUCUGGAACUGGUCCAUAAAGGCUUUGAAGUUGGCAUGGUGUAUAUGUCUGGGGUCCUCGCAGGGUCUCUGGCCAGCUCCAUCUUUGAUCCUUUCAGUGCUCUUGUGGGAGCUUCCGGCGGUGUUUAUGCCCUUAUGGGUGGUUACUUCAUGAAUGCCAUUGUGAAUUUCCGGGAGAUGAGAGUUCUUCUAGGAGUGUUUCGCAUCCUAGUGAUUGUUCUGAUUGUUGGAACAGAUGUUGGAUUUGCUCUUUAUAGAAGGUUCAUUGUCCACGAGGCUGGCCUGAAGGUCUCUUUUGUGGCCCAUAUUGGCGGUGGUAUAGCAGGCAUGACCAUUGGUUAUGUGUUUUUCACCAACUACAAUAAAGAGCUUCUAAAAGACCCACGCUUCUGGAUGUGCAUUGUGGGAUACAUCGUCUUCUUACUGUUUGCAGUCAUUUUCAACAUCUUCUUGUCCCCAGCACCAGCGUGAGGUCAUCAAUGGACAGUAUAAGCUUUUUUUUUUUAUUUUUAUAAAAGAAUCAGGUCAACACAACUGUCAGACAAUCCUGUUGGUAUUUAUAAACUCAUAAAGGGUUAGUUAAACUUAAAAUCAAAACUCUAUUGACCCAUAUUGUUCCCUCAGGUAAAAAGCACAUCUUUGAAACACAAACAAAGAUUUUUUUUUUGUCAAAUCUUAGUUUUUUUUCUUCCAUUCAGAGUCCGUUUACCCUACACCUUUGACUAUGAAAGGAUCAGAAUCCAUAUAAAUAAAGGUUCACAUUUUAUGACUGAAUAGAUUUAAUUUUGGUUUACAUUUCAGAAAUAUGGAUUUUGGAAAUCUGUAGGCUUUCAUUAAAAGUAUCUUCAUUUGUGUUUUGAAUUUACAAUUUACACUGAACUAACCCUUUAGGAAAAAUGCUAACACACUACAAGCACAUCUAAAGAAAGUAACUGUCAUAUAUUGGAUAUUUUUUUUAUGUAAUUGUUUUAAAAAUGUCAUGUAAUUUAAAUGUUUUUUUUUUAAGUUUUGUAUUGUUUUGCUUAACACAUGUCUACAAGUAAUUGCCUCAGGGGAAAAAAAGUAUAUAUUUUUUAAUUGUUUGGGUUUUACAAAAUCAGCUUGGUUUAUUUGAAUUCAGUUAAUUUGUGGGGAGAUAAAUGUAUAUAUAGUUCACCAAAAAAUGUAAAUUCUAUCAUCAUAUACUUACCCUUGUUACAAACAUUUUGAGUUUCAUUCUUCUGUUAAACACAAAACAAGACAUUGUGAAGUGUUGAAAACCAGUAACCAUUGACUUUCAAAGUCAUGAAGUCAUCUUCAUUUGUGUUUUAGAGAACUCAUUUGUAUUUAAAAUAACUCAUAAAGCUAAGAAAAAAACACUUGAGGGUGAUGAAUUUGUUGAGUAAAUUUAGAUUUGUGGGUGAACUAUCCCUUAAAAAAAGCUGGAGGUGUCAUUUUGAUACCAAUAGAGGGCAGCAUUGAUCAGCAUGUGGGCAGAGGAAGUCACUGACCUAUAAUCAGUUGAAAAUUGUUAAAUCAGUGCUAAUGACAUGCAUCUGUAUUUACCCUACGUGUUUAUUUCUAAUUGUCAUAUCAUUUAUUUUCAGAAAUGGGUUUGGGACGGGAAUGUUUUGGCCAUAUGGAAAAUUGUCUUUUUUUAAAUUAAAUUAAAUAAUAGUGUGUAAAUGCUUUAAAACCAAAGUGUCCAUAUUGAUUUAAUCAUUAAUUCUAUUCACUUGUUUUAGAUAUAGCUGUUUUAUGCAUUCAUGUGUGAGGAAAUUGCUGUGCUCUGCAGAAGGUGAAGUGAGGAAACUAUAGGAAAUUAUCCAACAACAAACAUUGUCCUCUGUUGCUCUGUUCUAAUUAGCCAAGGUUAGUUCCCCCCAAACAGACCAUUGAUCACCAGCCAAUACAGAUACAGUGUUCUUGCCAGUCUAAACAGAACAUAAAGGUAUUUUCAGUUCACACACAGACAAAAAUAUUUUAUAACAAAGCUUUGUGGGAUAUGAUAUUCGUGUUCUCUGAGGUUUUUCAUAAUUAAGUAGUAGAAUCCUAUAUCAGAAUCCUAUAACAAACUAACCGCAACACUGAUUAUUCAAGCAUCUUUCAUGAAGUUAUCUUAUUAUAGUUCUUAACUACGUUUAAAAGUUUAUUACCCCAUUUUUAAAACAAUAGCUACUGGUCAGGAACAUUCCUAAAACAUCUUUUGUGAAAAUGACAUUGUGUGUGCGUAACCAAAAAGAUACAUUUGUUGACUUUUGGUCCAAACGGAUUGAGUACAUUACUCCCAUUGAAUCUAAUAUCUUUUUGCUACAGAACUUUAAGAUUUAUUUUACUGUAAAUAUUCCUUCCACAUCCCCUUUGCUGUAAAUUUAAGAAAAUUAGGGAAUUUAAACUACAAAAGCUGUAAAAGUGGCAAAUGUCUACUGAUGUUAAGAAUUGUUCUCAAAUCUU
Molecule: messenger RNA, 3286 nt
Organism: Danio aesculapii
Lineage: Eukaryota; Metazoa; Chordata; Actinopteri; Cypriniformes; Danionidae
Gene: rhbdl2
Product: rhomboid, veinlet-like 2 (Drosophila)
Exons: 9
Coding region: 437-1324 (295 amino acids)
Cellular component (GO): membrane
Molecular function (GO): serine-type endopeptidase activity
Source: RefSeq, a predicted model, not a curated record